AUGCCUGAACUGAACUCAAGUUCGGAAGAACAACAAUUUGCUAUUAAUCAAAUUAAUAAAAUACCAAAAUUUUAUUCUACAGAACGAGCAUUUUUCAAUGCUGAAAUGAACUCAAUAGAACAAACAUAUACGUAUAUAGAUUGUGGUUCUACUUGGCAAAUUAUUUCACCGAGGAUUCCUUGUGAAAAUCAAAUCAUAUCAUCAUUAUUAAGUGUUCGCAAAUCUAUCAUUCGUAUUGGUGUGUUAUACGAACGUGAAUCAGCUAUUGAAAUGUUUUUCGGUAGUGGUUUAUUAUUAACAGAUGAACUUAUUUUAACUUGUGCUCACAAUUUUGACCCUAUUAUUUGGUCUACUAAAAAAGUUCCUUAUAGUAAAAUUUAUACUUGUUGUUGUGAUCCAGCAUUUGAAUCAUUUUUUUCAUUAUCAAAUCGUACUCAAGUAUUAACAGAAGCUACUAUUGUUCGCCGUGGCUUAGAACGUGACAAUCUUACCAAAUAUGAUGAAGUGGAAUGUCAGAUGACUGAUCUAGCUCUUAUCAAAUUAAACAAACCACUUACACAUUUUAAAAUAGAUGAAUAUUUUGACCCUAAUCUAAAUGUAUUAUCAUCGACAUCAAAUCAUACUCCAAUGAAUUCAGGAUUAUAUUUAAUUUGUUAUAAUGGACAAUUAAAAGAUAGUGAUGAUUUGAUUCCAUAUAAAAAUGUUAAAGUUUUUGAAAAUAUAACCAUUGAUGAAUUAAAUGCACAGCAUAAUGUUAAUUAUAAAUCAAUAUCAAUUGGACGUCUGAUAGAGUUUUGUCCAACAAAUCAAUAUGCUACUCAUAAUUGCAGUACAUUACGAGGUUCAAAUGGCUGUUUAAUGCUGGAUUCGAAGGGAAACUUUGCUGGUAUACAUAUUGGUGUUAUAAAUUCAAGAAAAGGAAAAAAUUCUGAUAUGUCGUUUUUUUUAUAA
Molecule: messenger RNA, 951 nt
Organism: Rotaria socialis
Lineage: Eukaryota; Metazoa; Rotifera; Eurotatoria; Philodinida; Philodinidae
Source: the annotation of a GenBank genome assembly